ACCAUUUUUUUGUCUUACUCAUUCACUAACCCAAAUGUGCUAUCUCACAAUCUCAGUUGUUUAAAUGCCUACGUUAACUACAGAUCACUGAGUGAAAAUCCAGAACCACAAUAACCACCACGAAGCAUCACAGUUUUCUCCGAGACAUGGUAAACCGUAGCCAUGACAGCGACGAUGACCGGGAGCAGCCAAAACCAGUGGUUCUCAUCACCGGGUGCUCGCAGGGAGGAUUAGGCCACGCGCUCGCACGCGCCUUCGCGGCCAACGAUUGCACGGUGGUGGCUACGAGCAGGUCGCUGUCGAGCAUGGCGGACUUUGAACCCGACCCGAGAUUCUUCUUGCAAGAGCUCGACGUUCAGUCCGAUGAGAGCGUGCGCCGUGUGACGGAGGCUGUUGUUCGCAAGUACGGCAGGGUCGAUGUUCUGGUUAACAAUGCCGGAAUACAGUGUGUGGGCCCACUCGCUGAGGUUCCUCUUUCCGCCAUUGAAAAUGCCUUUGGGACCAAUGUGUUUGGUUCCUUGAGGAUGGUUCAGGCUGUUGUUCCUCACAUGGCAACUAGGAAACAAGGAAAGAUUGUGAACGUUGGUAGUGUUUCUGCUCUUGCUUCUGGACCUUGGUCAGGCGCUUACUCUGCUUCUAAAGCUGCUCUUCAUGCUUUGACAGAUACAUUAAGAUUGGAACUUGCACUCUUUGGAAUUGAUGUUGUCAAUGUUGUCCCUGGUGCUAUCAAGUCAAACAUUGGAAAUUCUGCCUUAGCCAGGUACGAUCGCAUGCCUGAGUUGGAGUUAUUCAAGCCUUUUGAAGCGAGAAUUAGAGAGCGAGCCAAUUUUUCUCAGAGGAGCAGGACAACCCCUGCAGAUAUGUUUGCUAAAAACACUGUAGCUGUCAUCCUCAAGAAGAACCCACCUGCAUGGUUCUCCUAUGGGCCUUACUCAACCGCCAUGGCUAUCAUGUACCAUUUACCAAUCUGUGUUAGAGACUUUAUUUUGAAGAAAAUAAUGAAGUGUUGAGCUACAGCUGGAUGUACCCAACUUUUGCACAUAGUAUUGUUGGACAAUCUGUUAAGACAUUCCCAGUUUAGCAGGAGAUAUUGUUGAUGAAUGUCUUGCUAGGGUUUAUGAAGUGUGUUUAGUUUGGCUUUUGCAAAUCAAUUUAAAUUCCAAUAUCAAUUAUAAUAAAAAUUACAAAAGUGUGACUUUUGCAUAGAAGUACAUUGGUUUUGGUGCC
Lotus japonicus is the source of this 1227-nucleotide messenger RNA. Its product is annotated as short-chain dehydrogenase RED1-like. The transcript is spliced from 3 exons. Gene Ontology annotation, cellular component: endoplasmic reticulum. Lineage: Eukaryota; Viridiplantae; Streptophyta; Magnoliopsida; Fabales; Fabaceae. The record is from RefSeq and is a predicted model, not a curated record. The coding region runs from base 147 to 1010 and encodes 287 amino acids. Gene Ontology annotation, molecular function: oxidoreductase activity.